Messenger RNA from Brassicogethes aeneus, 543 nucleotides. The record is from the annotation of a GenBank genome assembly. Lineage: Eukaryota; Metazoa; Arthropoda; Insecta; Coleoptera; Nitidulidae.
UUGACACAUUAUCAAAAUGGCUCCUCGUAAAGGAAAGGUACAAAAAGAAGAAGUGCAAGUUUCACUCGGACCCCAAGUUCGCGAAGGCGAAAUUGUAUUUGGAGUAGCACACAUCUUCGCAAGUUUCAAUGACACUUUUGUACAUGUAACUGACUUGUCUGGUAGGGAAACCAUCUCCAGAGUUACUGGAGGUAUGAAAGUAAAAGCCGACAGAGAUGAAGCUUCUCCCUAUGCUGCCAUGUUGGCUGCCCAAGAUGUAGCAGAAAAAUGCAAAACUUUGGGUAUCACUGCUCUUCACAUCAAACUGAGGGCUACUGGUGGAAACAAAACCAAGACCCCAGGACCUGGAGCCCAAAGUGCACUUAGGGCUUUGGCUCGUUCAAACAUGAAAAUUGGACGCAUUGAAGAUGUUACUCCCAUUCCAUCAGAUUCCACCCGCAGGAAGGGAGGUCGUCGUGGUAGACGUUUGUAAAUUUAUUUGUUUUUUAUGACUUUAACAUUGAUACAACAUCUCUCAAUAAAAUUUUACUUUGCUGAAGUAUA